AUGGCUGCUUCUCAUCAAUUGGUAUCUUCGACUGAAAUUGCGAAAGAUAUAGAUUCAACUCAAUAUACAGUCCCUAGCAUUUUGACAAAAGUAUACAAGGAUGAGUGUAUGUACUGCUUUAAUACACCAUUCUUCGAAGGAGGGGUAUAUGUAUGUUUGAAGAGCUUCUACUGUGUUUGCACAAAACACGUUGCAUUUUACUCAUCUCGGUUUGGGCACAAGCUUUUCGUCCAAAUUGAAAGUCGAAAGGUGUCUGUAUCAAUGGAUACUGAUGACACAGGAGAACCAAACAAUAAGAUCACUAAGUUAGCGGUGAAUGAAGAGAGUAAUGCUGUCAAUUCCACCAAAAAUUUGUAUAAGAACCUCGAUUUCCAAAAAUUCGAAAUUGAGGAUGCUUAUCAUCUCACUGUCUAUCCCAAGCUCAAUACUAGAUGCUUGAUUGAUGAAAACUUAGGAGAGGAACUAUACAAAGCCGCUAAUUUCGUCGUUUCUUCCACUAGUGCCGAACGAUUGGAAAUGCUUUCCAGUUCAAGCAACGCUUGGGAUGGCGAGGAAAGAAAAAUAACAAAGCAUGCUAACCUUGAACAACUCAACAAUGGAAAGAAGAUCCCGUACAGUGGAUGGAUGUGCGAUGUGGAAGGCUGCGGCUUGUCUCAAAAUCUUUGGCUCAAUUUGGUUGAUGGAUCAAUUCGUUGUGGAAGAUCCCAAUUCAUAUCUGAAGGAACCAAAAGCAAAGGAAACAAUCAUAUGAAACUGCAUUAUGAUACUACAGGGUACCCACUCGUGGUUAAACUAGGAACUAUUUUGAAAGAUGGAACUGGGGAUGUAUACAGUUAUGAUGAAGAUGACGCUGUUAUUGAUCCUAACCUAUCGAAACAUCUCGCUCAUUUCGGACUUGAUGUUGAGCAACUGGAAAAAACUGAGAAAAGCACCAUCGAGCUAGAACUAGACAUGAAUCAAGAAUGGGAAUGGGUGAAAUGCCAAGAAGAUGGUGUAGAACUUGAAAACAUUUUUGGUGGUGGGUACACAGGGCUCAUCAAUAUUGGUAGCAGUUGCUACAUGAACUCCGUUCUCCAAGCUCUUCUCAUGAUCCCAUCUUUCCAACGAAGAUAUGUGGACGAUAUUGAAAGCUCUCUACUAACGGUUGAUCCUCAGAAGAUUCCAUCAGAUUUCAAUGCCCAAUUCACGAAGCUAUUCAGUUCAAUGAUGAGCGGAGAUUAUGCAGUUGAAGAUGGACCUCGGAAUGGAAUCUCACCGAAAGUGUUCAAGCGAAUCGCUGCCGGAAAUCAUUCCGAGUUCAGUACUGCAAGACAACAGGAUGCUGAGGAAUACAUCAGAUUCUUAUUCGAUCGUAUCUCAUCUCAUACAUCUAAUGAGAAAGAGGAUCCCACAAUGUCUUUCAAAUUCUUGCUGGAGACACGUUUCGAAGAUCUAGGAUCAGGAUGCGUUCGUUAUACUGAUAAGGAUGAGUACAUUCUUGGCUUACCUGUUCGAAAGGAUCAUUUAACUGCUUUCACCGGUGAUGAUAAUGUAGAGCGAUAUAGAACUCAGUUGACCAGCUUGAUUGAGUCGGAACUUUCUCCUUCUCUGAUCGAGGAUUUCACUUCGCCAGUCAGUUUGGAGCAGAAGGGAGCUACCAACACUGUGAAAUUCAGAACUUUCCCAGAUUUUCUGUUGUUAGCAGUUCAACGAUUCUAUUUCACCGAUACCUAUGUUCCUAAAAAAUAUGACGUUGAUGUCGAAGUUGAUGAUGAGUUGGACCUAUCUGCUUUCCGAGGUGCAGGAAAGAAAGAUGAAGAGAACCUCCUGCCCGAUAUUCUUGACGAACUGCCCAAGGCAGAAUUACCUCCUUACAAUACAACUGUAGUUGAACAAUUGGAGCAAAUGGGCUUCUCACGAAAUGCUUCCGUUAAAGCAGCAAUUCAAAUUCAUCCAUCUGGCAGUGCUGAUGCAGCUUUGGAAUGGUUGAUGGGAAAGUUGGAUGACCCAAGCCUUAACGACGAACCUCAGCCAGUUUUACGUCAGCCAUCCAAGAACCCGGGUUUAGAUCGUCCUUGUGUACAGGAGUUGAUGAAUUUCGGUUUCACUGGACAUCAAGCAUGCUAUGCGUUGGAAAAAUUCCCUGAUCCAAAUGCUGCAGCUGAAUGGCUAUUCCUACAUGCUGAUGAAGUACCAAGUCCUCCUGAGGAAUCUGUAUCCGCUGCUCCGAAAGAAAGGGAAUGUCUUGAUGGCAAUGGCAAGUAUAAACUGAUAGGUUUAAUCAGUCAUAUGGGCAGCAGUCCUCAAUCUGGUCAUUACGUUACUCACUUGUUGAAGGACGACAAAUGGAUCCUCAUUAACGACGAAAAGGUGGCAAUCUCUCAGAAUCCUCCGAAGCAGCUCGCGUAUCUCUAUCUCUACCAAAGAAUCUGA
Molecule: messenger RNA, 2412 nt
Organism: Auanema sp. JU1783
Lineage: Eukaryota; Metazoa; Nematoda; Chromadorea; Rhabditida; Rhabditidae
Source: the annotation of a GenBank genome assembly